Molecule: messenger RNA, 2149 nt
Organism: Hyaloscypha bicolor E
Lineage: Eukaryota; Fungi; Ascomycota; Leotiomycetes; Helotiales; Hyaloscyphaceae
Product: transcription factor IIA, alpha/beta subunit
Exons: 3
Coding region: 387-1655 (422 amino acids)
Biological process (GO): transcription initiation at RNA polymerase II promoter; transcription by RNA polymerase II
Cellular component (GO): transcription factor TFIIA complex
Source: RefSeq, a predicted model, not a curated record
CCCCCACAGCGCCGGACGAGCAUCGUCCACUACGUCUACAAUUUAUCCAUAACCGACGGCAGUCAAGGUCUACGGGGAGCGCAUAGCGGUCAGGAAGGUCAGGAAAGGGCUACAGAAGAUCGCGGGGUCGUUGCGUGGGGUGUUGGCUGUGUGCGACCGGAGUGUCACCUCUCUCGACACCGUCGGACAAAGAAGAUCUCUCAACACAUAGGGACCUUCGAUCACCGUCGAGAUCAGAUCCUCUACACUGUCUCCUCCGUAUCCUGCGUAUCUCACCAUCGUCCGCUGUUCUUGUGGUCGUCGCAUCCCUUGGAGCGUGGCAAGCCUCCUCGCCUCUUCGCUACACCUCCAACAAUCACGACCAGCGCCAGCGUUACAAGGGCAAGAUGUCGAACAACCAAGUCGGAACCGUAUACCAACAGAUCAUCCAGGAUGUUGUCGAAUCGUCGCGCGUCGACUUCGAGGAGGGUGGCGUUGAUGAACAUGUGCUUGAGGAACUGAAACAGGGCUGGCAAUCCAAGCUCUCGCAACUGGGCGUCGCUACCUUUCCUUGGGACCCCAAGCCCGAACCCCAACCCACCAUCUCCAACCCGCCCACCGUCCCCUCAAAUGCAGGCAACUACCAAUCCAUAGGUACACCCCCCAUCAACCAAUCCCAGCCCGGCCUGCCUAUGCCCCAGAUCUCCAAUGGCCCGCGCAUCAAGGCUGAGCCAGGUCUCGAGUCACCCCUCGGCAUGAACCAGCCCUCGCCUUAUCAAAAUCAACCUAUGCCCGCCCUCCAGAAUGCUACCACCGCACAACAAAGAGCUGCAGCACAUCUGCAUCAGAACUAUGGUCCUCGAGCCGCUGCAAGCAUUAACGCAAUCCAGUCAGGAGGCCAGCCCCAGCAGAAUGGCAACCCGACGAUGCAGCAGUUGCAAAUGAUGCAGCAGCGUGCUGCGCUCGCACAGGCGCAAGGUCAAGGCAUGCAGCAAGGCCAGCGACCUCAAAUAACCCAAGAGCAGUACCAGCGGAUGAUGCAGCAGAACACCACGAACCAGAUGCAGCAAGCGCGACAGAACGGCCAACAUCCGCAAAAUCCCAAUAACCCAAACUCUCAAAAUCAAAAUGGCCAAGGUCAGAACGGUUACCAAGGCCCACCGCAGACUGAUGGACCCGGCGAUGAGGAAACGGAGAGUUUUGGCGUCAUUGCGCAGGGUGGCGAGGUCAUGGGACGGGUGGAGAUUGAUAAUUUAAUCAGAGCGCAGAUCGAGAGUAUGGGACGACAUAUGGAGGGCGGUGGAUUGAUGUUACCUUUGCGUAAAGCUCCCUCCUCUACCGCCCGGGGCCGACGCCAACUUGAGCGGCAACGUCUGCGCCAGGCCCGGAAUCAACGCCAAGAGAACGGUGAGGGCCAAAUGGAUGGCGGCGACGAUGACGAUGUUAAGCCCGAGGAGUUAGAUGAAGAUGCGAUUAACUCGGAUCUCGACGAUCCGGAUGAGGGAUUGAACGAUGAGGAGGAUGAGGAUGAGGGCAUGGGGCAUAUUAUGCUUUGUAUGUAUGAUAAGGUGCAGAGGGUUAAGAAUAAGUGGAAGUGCGUUAUGAAAGAUGGUGUCCUCACCGUCAAUGGCCGGGAAUACGUGUUCCAUAAGGCGAGCGGGGAGUAUGAGUGGUAGAUCCCACUCCCCCAUCUCCUCUGUGUUCUUCCUCGGCCAUCGGCCGUCCGCGGAUUUCUUGCGCUGCUUUUGACAGCGCACAAAAAAUCCCUCGCCUACUCUAAGGCUUCAAUUUACUUUGGCUUCUCUGUCGAUCACACCACACCAAAAAUAACUCAUCUGCGACCUCGCCUUGAUUUCCGAAUAGAUUUCUCCUCUCUGCGUUUCGUUUUCUCCUGCCGGCUUUGGGGGAGGGUGUAUCGUGCAUGGAUUGACCUGGCAGUUCGUUUUCCUAGGUCGUAGGGCGAGGUGAUAGAUUGGCAGGUGGGGACAUAAAUUGAAUACCCAGUGGGUGGAGAGGAAAUACAUUGGCAUGGCGUGGGAUGGAGAAAGGGAGACAUACGCAUGCAUGCGUGGAAUUGAAUGGGAUUUGGGCAGACGUCUUUCGAUGCUGCUAGGGGUGCUGGAGUGUAUCAUAGUCUUUCUUCUAGCUCUGAGUUGAGAAUGGGAGAUGG